UGUCUUCGAUUUUCUUUCUUCUAAUUUCCAAAAAGUCUCUUUUGACCACCACCACCUCCGUUUCUUCCCGUCUUCCUCCUCUCUGCUCCUUCCCUUCCUCUUCCUCAUUCUCUUCCUCAUUCUCAAUCAUUUAUUUCUCUGUCUUUCUAUAUCUGUCUCCGUAACUAUUUCUUCCUAUCCUCUCAUGGUUUUCUUUCCUAAAAACCUCUAAAGAAACCUUGACCGUCAUGGGGACCUGUCUCUCCACCACCAAAGUUAGUGGCGCCAACAGCAACAACACCGCCACCACCACCACCAACGUUCAUCACAACCGCAAGCGUGCCACCAAGCCACAAUCGACGACGGCGGCGGCGACGGCGACGACGACGACGACUACGACUACGAACCAAAAAGAACAGGGAUCACAGAAUCAUCAUCAUCAUGCCAAUAAGACCCAGAACCAGAGGAAUUCCCAGCAGCUGAAGGCUAAAGAGAAGACAGGUUCAAGACGACCGGGAGGGGUAAUCCCGUGUGGGAAGCGAACCGAUUUUGGGUACGCUAAGGAUUUCGAUAAGCGAUACGCCAUCGGUAAAUUGUUGGGACAUGGGCAAUUCGGCUACACGUAUGUUGCCACGGAUAAGGUCAAUGGGGAUCGAGUUGCGGUUAAGAGAAUUGAGAAGAGCAAGAUGGUACUACCUAUUGCCGUUGAAGAUGUCAAGCGAGAGGUCAAGAUUUUGCAAGCUCUUACAGGCCAUGAGAAUGUUGUUCAGUUCUACAAUGCAUUUGAGGAUGAAAAUUAUGUAUAUAUAGUUAUGGAGUUAUGUGAGGGUGGCGAAUUGCUGGAUCGGAUAUUAGCCAAAAAGGAUAGCCUGUCUGACUUAUAUUCUCAAUGUAAUGCAGGGAAGAGGUUUCAAGACAUUGUAGGCAGUGCUUACUAUGUUGCUCCGGAGGUAUUGAAACGUAGGUCAGGACCUGAAUCAGAUGUUUGGAGUAUUGGUGUCAUUACCUACAUUUUGCUUUGUGGGAGGCGUCCUUUCUGGGAUAAGACUGAGGAUGGCAUUUUUAAAGAGGUUUUAAGGAACAAGCCUGAUUUUCGCCGUAAACCAUGGCCAACAAUAAGCAAUGCUGCCAAAGAUUUUGUAAAGAAGUUAUUAGUGAAAGACCCUCGAGCCAGACUAACUGCUGCUCAGGCCCUAUCACAUCCCUGGGUCAGAGAAGGAGGAGAGGCAUCUGAGAUCCCUAUUGAUAUUUCUGUUCUAAACAACAUGCGUCAAUUUGUGAAGUACAGCCGUUUGAAACAGUUUGCUUUAAGGGCACUGGCUAGCACACUUGAUGAUGAAGAGUUGGCUGACCUCCGUGAUCAGUUUGCUGCAAUUGAUGUUGAUAAAAAUGGUUCUAUUAGUCUCGAAGAGAUGAGACAGGCCCUUGCCAAAGAUCUUCCUUGGAAAUUGAAGGAUUCGCGUGUUUUGGAGAUUCUUCAAGCGAUUGACUGCAAUACAGAUGGGCUUGUGGAUUUCACCGAAUUUGUUGCUGCUGCCCUGCAUGUUCAUCAACUGGAGGAACAUGACUCAGAGAAGUGGCAACAUCGUUCACGUGCUGCUUUUGAGAAAUUUGACAUAGAUAGAGAUGGGUAUAUAACACCGGAGGAACUUAGACUGCACACGGGCUUGAAAGGCUCCAUUGAUCCACUCCUUGAAGAGGCUGACAUCGACAAAGACGGGAAAAUAAGCCUUUCAGAAUUCAGGAGACUUUUAAGAACUGCAAGCAUCGGUUCGCGAAACAUUCCUAGCCCAACCGGUCAACGGAUUCCAAGAAAAAUAUAAGAUCAUCAGCAAGUGAGAUUUACAAAGAUUAAGAGAAAAGGAGGGGUAAGAGGUGCACUUUUUUCUUUUCCUGGUUCUAUUUGCAUUGGAAGUGUACGUUUGGUUACCAAAAUAGACCCUUCUCUCCAUGACAAACCAUUGCCUAGGACCUCAAUUAGAAACUCAGAUUUUUUAAAUUAAUGGGAUUCUAAAUGCACUUGGCAGAAAUUAGGGGUUUGUGUCUUUUUAGAGUGAAAUCCAGGUAUGAUGAUGGUCUUUGUUUGUAAAAUAUCCUUUGCAAGUAGUGAAGAGCUACUGUAUUUGCCCUACAACUUGUAAUGUGACCAUAAAUAAACUAUCAAUGAAAAUACGGUAUAUCAGACUAAUUCUAUUUGAA
This is a messenger RNA of Carica papaya (papaya), 2178 nucleotides long. NCBI's taxonomy places the organism in Eukaryota, Viridiplantae, Streptophyta, Magnoliopsida, Brassicales, Caricaceae. The record is from RefSeq and is a predicted model, not a curated record.